GUAUGCUAAUAGCAUACAAUAGCGCCAAGUGGCGCCUUGGAUGGUUUCGAACACAAACCAGCAACAGAACGAAGUUCACCGGUUCAGCUAAAAAUACAUGUAAAUGAUAAAUAAGUAAUGCAUUUUCCUCAAACGUUAUCAACCAAUAAUUGUGUUAACUUCAGAAUUUUGUCAACAAUUUCGGAAUGCUGAAUCAUUCUCCAUUGAGGGGCCUACUUAUUAAUUUGUGAAUGACAUCCUUAAUUCAAUGUUAUGAAAUGUAAUAACACAGUAGACUAUCUCAUUAGUAUUACUGUAUUUGUAUAUAAGUUCGGAGAUUUCCAAAAGAUAACAAUAAGCCUUUGGCACUCAUAUUCGAAACACUUGGACUUGGAGUACCCUGAAUCAAAAUGUUGAAAACAUCGGUGUUCGUGUGUUGUUUAUAUUUCUGUGCUUUGACCCCCUACUUAACGAAUGUAAGUACAUUUAAACAUGGCUAAUAAAAAAUAGCUUUAGAAUUUCAUGAAAUAAAUGGAAAAUAUAAAAGUAUUUAAUAUUUUUGUGUAAUCAGUACCCAUAGCAGUUACCGUUGCGAGAUUAUAAUAUACUUUGCUGCAACAACAUUUGAUAAAUAAGCAAUUUUAAAUGCAAAUACACUGACAACUGAGCGAAAACUUGAUCUGUUUUGCUUAUUUCUAUCAUCUUACCUUUAGGCACUGACAGCUGAGCAGAUGGCGCAAAUCCACGCUCACUUUGAAGCUGUUGGCAAAAUUUGCGUCAAGGACAAUCCUAUCGGCGCAAAGGAUAUUGAAAGUCUUAGAGCACGUCAGAAACCUUCAGGCGAAAAUGCCCCGUGCUUCUUAGCUUGCUUGAUGAAGAAUAUUGGAUUCAUGGAUGCGAAUGGUAUGCUGCAAAAAGAGUCUGCUCUCGAACUAGCCAAAAACAUCUUCCCUGAUCCUGAUGAACUGAAAAUGGUUGAAGACUACCUACACUCCUGCUCUCACAAUUUGUCGGCGUUUUGGAAGUGUGUCGUCGAUGUACGAAGUGUAAGGCGUCGUCCCGCUUCCUCAAUGGCGAAAUUCCUACUUCAUGAACUUAAAGUAUGUGCAUAAUCGGGUUUCCGACAAAUGUUAGUAGUCAUU
Messenger RNA from Trichoplusia ni (cabbage looper), 1121 nucleotides. RefSeq names its product general odorant-binding protein 28a-like. Gene Ontology annotation, molecular function: dibutyl phthalate binding; odorant binding. The coding region runs from base 711 to 1091 and encodes 126 amino acids. Gene Ontology annotation, cellular component: extracellular region. NCBI's taxonomy places the organism in Eukaryota, Metazoa, Arthropoda, Insecta, Lepidoptera, Noctuidae. The record is from RefSeq and is a predicted model, not a curated record. Gene Ontology annotation, biological process: sensory perception of smell; olfactory behavior. The transcript has 3 exons.